AGUUUAGCAGACACCCUCAAAAAAAGAGAGAGAGAGAGAGAGAGAAAUAUGAGGUGAAUCAGAAAGACAAGACUCAGAUAGAAAGUAGGGCUACAUGCAAUUAUGGCUCCUUGGAAGAGUACCACUACGGAGCGGUAUGGUGUAGUUAAGUGGAAUUUUGUUGGCAAAGGAGAGAAGCAGCUUUCCCUCGAGAUAGGAGAUGCGGUCCAGGUCCAGGAGGUCUGUGAUGGAUGGUAUAGAGGCUACUUGGUUAGGAACAGGUCCCAACGGGGAGUGUUCCCUGCCAGUUAUGUCCAUCUUAAGGAGGUCAUCGUUGAAAACCGAGAAGGUGAUGAGGUAGUGAUGUCUUCAGAGAUGCCCUUGGUGAAGGAGGUGACCACCACAUUGAGGGAGUGGGGAAGCAUAUGGAAGCAGCUCUUUGUGGUCAAUAAACGGAUGCGUGUAAAGCAGGUCCAGAGGCUGAUGUGGGAGCUAAUGGAGUGGCGUUCCCAGCUCCUGUCUGGCACUCUGCCCAAUGACGAAUUCAAGGAGCUUAAGCAAAAAGUCACCUCCAAGAUUGACUAUGGCAACAAGAUCCUGGAGCUGGACCAGGUGGUUCGGGACGAGAAUGGAAACAUCUUGGACCCAGAAAGGGCUAGUGUCAUCAGUCUGUUUCGGGCCCACGAGGAGGCCACAGCCAAGAUCAAUGAGCGCAUCAAAGAAGAGCAGUCCAACGUCCAGACUGACCACAGCGGGAUCUCAGCACGGAUCCAAUCUUCCCCCACCCAUAGCCUCUACGUCUUCGUCAGGAACUUUGUCUGUCGCAUCGGAGAGGACUCUGAGCUCUUCAUGUCCCUCUAUGACCCCAUCAAGCAGACCAUCAUCAGUGAGAACUACUUGGUACGCUGGGGCAGCAAAGGAUUCCCCAAGGAGAUUGACAUGCUCAACAACCUGAAGGUUGUCUUUACAGACCUGGGAAACAAGGACCUGUGCAGAGACAAGAUUUAUCUGAUCUGCCAGAUAGUGAGAGUGGGCAGGAUGGACCUGAAAGAGACAAACAACAAGAAGUGCACUCAAGGCCUGAGGCGGCCAUUCGGGGUGGCAGUUAUGGACAUUACUGAUCUCAUCAAAGGGAAGAUCGAAUGCGAUGAGGAGAAGCAGUUUUUCAUCCCGUUUUUCCCUGUAGUUGCUGAGAAUGACUUCCUCCACACGUUGCUGAACAAAGUGACAGCAUCACGAGGAGACAGUGGUGGACAAGGUCUGUGGGUGACUAUGAAGGCUCUGGUGGGGGACAUAGUUCAGAUUCGGAAGGAAUACCCUCACCUGGUGGACCGCAGCACCGUGGUGGCCCGCAAGCUGGGCUUCCCAGAGAUCAUUAUGCCGGGAGAUGUUCGCAAUGACAUCUACCUCACCUUACAAGGCGGCGACUUCGACAAAUACAACAAGACGACACAGAAAAACGUGGAGGUCAUCAUGUGGGUCUGUGAUGAGGAGGGCAAGGUCAUACAGAACUCCAUCUGUCUGGGAGCAGGGGAUAAGGCGGUCAGUGAGUACAGAUCCGUCAUCUACUACCAAGUCAAACAGCCCCGCUGGAUGGAGACAAUUAAGGUGGCAGUCCCUCUGGAAGAAAUGCACAGAAUACAUUUACGCUUCAUGUUCAGACACCGCUCUUCCCAGGAGUCCAAGGACAAGAGCGAGAAGAACUUUGCCAUGGCCUUUGUGCGUCUGAUGAAGGACGAUGGGACAGUUCUACAAGAUGGACUGCAUGACCUUGUAGUCUUCAAGGGUGACAGCAAGCGCAUGGAAGAUGUGAACUGCUACUUGUCGUUGCCCUCGACCCGCCACCACCAUGGCGACCCCCACAAGGUGGCACCGCUGAGCCGCAGCUCCAGCAGCGUGUCAGGGAGUGGAGGCCUCUCAGUCAGCUCUAGAGACAGCUUCAGCAUCUCCACCCUGGUCUGCUCCACCAAACUCACCCAGAAUGUGGGCCUGCUGGGGCUGCUCAAGUGGAGGACUCGACCCGAACUCCUCAGAGAAAACCUGGAGAAACUCAAAAUCAUUGAUGGAGAGGAGGUGGUCAAGUUUCUGCAGGACACUCUGGAUGCCUUGUUCAACAUCAUGAUGGAACACUCUCAGACUGACGACUAUGACAUCCUCGUGUUUGACGCCUUGAUAUACAUCAUAGGUCUGAUCGCUGACAGAAAGUUUCAGCACUUCAACACAGUGUUGGAGGCCUACAUCAAGCAGCAUUUCAGCGCUACACUGGCCUACAAAAAGCUGAUGUCGGUGUUGAAGAGGUAUCUGGAUGUGUCCAGCAGAGGUGAACAGUGUGAGCCCAUCCUCCGAACCCUUAAAGCCCUCGAGUACAUCUUCAAGUUCAUCGUCCGCUCACGCAUGCUCUACUCCCAGCUGUACGAGGGGAAGGAGCAGGCGGAGUUUGAAGAUUCGCUGAGGAGGCUCUUUGAGUCCAUCAACAGCCUGAUGAGAACAGACUACACCACCACUCUGCUGCUUAGGGUUGCUGCUCUGAAGUACCUGCCAACAGUCCUGCAUGAUGUUGAGAAAGUGUUUGAUGCCAAACUCCUCAGUGAGUUGCUGCAUGACUUUUAUUCCUGCAUCCCCCCUGAGAAACUCCAGAAACAGAAGGUGGCCUCCAUGACUGAAAUCGUCAGCAGCCAACUCUUCCAGAAACAAGAGUGCCGUGAUGUGUUGUUACCCAUGAUGCUGCGGGAGCUGAGCGGGGCACUGAUCAGUAUGGCUGACGGGCCUCAUGAUGAGAGGAGAAAUAGUCUGGAGCUGCUCAACAACAUUCUGGAGGUCCUCAGCAGGGACAAUGUGGUAAGAUGCACAGCAAUUUUGCAGGCACAUAAUGCCAAUGUUCACACUCAGCAUUAAACUGCAGUCUGGGUGAUUGUUUCAAGGUAGACAGCAGUAAACACAUCCAAUAUGCACUGAGAACUUGAACUGAGAUCUGAUUGGCCACUUUUGGAUAUGGUUAGGGUAUGAUUGCUGAUGUAAUGUUGAUAGUAUUAUGUUUAUAACAAGUUGGUCCAUGCUGUUGCAUACAGUUUGACAAACUGCCAAUCAGCUUCUGUCUGAGGCAAGUUCUUAUUUCUUUCUCUCUCUUCAUUGUCACCUCAUUUCAUUUUGAGGUUUUCUGUGUAGUUUUACCCAGUAUGCACACAGCAAUCCCAAUCAUCUAUAGCUUACCAUACUGUAGCAGAUGUAUGGCUGUACAGUUGCAGUUUCCACAGAAGUUAUCAAAUGCCAGUGGGAAACAAAAUCCAAACAUAAGUGGUCAUCUGAUUUAAAAA
This is a messenger RNA of Perca fluviatilis (European perch), 3293 nucleotides long. RefSeq names its product dedicator of cytokinesis protein 2 (gene dock2). Gene Ontology annotation, biological process: cell migration; small GTPase-mediated signal transduction. The record is from RefSeq and is a predicted model, not a curated record. Gene Ontology annotation, cellular component: cytoplasm; plasma membrane. NCBI's taxonomy places the organism in Eukaryota, Metazoa, Chordata, Actinopteri, Perciformes, Percidae. The transcript is spliced from 25 exons. The coding region runs from base 103 to 2874 and encodes 923 amino acids. Gene Ontology annotation, molecular function: guanyl-nucleotide exchange factor activity; small GTPase binding.